UGUCGGGAUGGGCAAGACUAGGAAAAAUUUCAAGGGUGAGAGUAAGGCUCGAAGUGGAUUUUAAUCGUUUUCUUUUACUUCAGAUUCGAAAGCUUCGAUAUACAUUUUCGACGUGAUGAGUGUUUUAGAGAGAAAGGGUGAAAAAUUUUGGAAACCCUUUAUCCAGCAGUAUUGCGAAAACACGACGCUUCAUGGAUUUCGAUACGUGGUUUCGCGCGACUCGACGAUCGUUGAGAAAUUCAUUUGGUUGCUGGUUUGCAUUCUCGGCUUGAGUUUUAGCGUGGCGUUGAUGAUGCUCGUGUGGCAGAGAUUCAAGCAAACGCCCACAGUAACGACCAUCGAGUCAACGACGCAUCCGAUCUUCAGUCUCAAUUUUCCAGCGGUUUCCAUUUGCAAUUACAAUAAAGUUUACAAACCUCACGCCGAUAAAUUUUCCGAAGACAUGCGACGGAAAGGGUUGAGCGAAAAAGAGAUCGUGACUUUCUUCGCGUCGCUGCCGAAGCUAGUCAGGCCUGACUACAUCGAUGCCGACAACAGACGAGCUCUGGAGUUGAUGACUUCUCCGGAGGUCACCAUCGAGGAUAUCAUGUACGAUAUGAUGCAGCCGUGCGAGAAGCUGCUGCUGAGGUGCACGUGGGAGGGAAAGGUGUACGACUGCAACAAAAUCUUCAAACCCAUCAAGUCCAUCGAGGGAUUCUGCUGCGCCUUCAACUACCACGUCGACACGUCUGAAAAUUCCAUCUUCGGAGUGAAGGGGGCCAAAAAGUACAUAAACGUCAGCUCGGCAGUUCGACACAAUCUCACGAAAGAAGAGCCGGGCGUUUUCGAAGUCCUGAGUGUACCAGGCGCAGGCAGAGACGUCGGACUGUCGGUUGUGUUGGACCUCGAGAAAGAGGCCUACUACGGCUCGAUCAAGCCCAGCGUCGGCGCAUCGAUCCUAGUGCACGAUCCAUUCAAUUAUCCGGAAGUCGAAAUACUAACUAGCUUCAUACAGCCCACCCAGGAGAUCGCUGUGAUCUUGUCGGGUACGAUCAUGGAAAGUGCACCUGACGUGAGGAACCUCGACCUGACGAGGCGGAACUGCUGGUUCAACGAUGAGAAGAAACUUCAAAUCAGCACGGUGUACAGCUAUCAGUCGUGUAUCACCGAAUGUAGGAUAAGAUACAUUAGGAGAUAUUGCAAUUGUGUUCCAUUUUAUUAUCCAAAUUACUAUCAAGAACGAGUUUGCACUUUGCUAGAUGUCGAUUGCCUUACCAAGUACAGAGGUAGCUUAUCCAAUCUGAGAACGAUAAUCGACUUGGUUACGGAGAACAAUACGCAAGACUCAGUCAAGUGCGAAUGUCUUCCAUCGUGCGAUGACAACCGAUAUACUUCCAAUAGUGAAAACGCGUUCAUGGAAAAUGUCUCGUUUCACUUGCCAAUACUCGAGGGGUUCGACGUGAAAAAUGUAUCCCUUGCUUCCAUUUAUUUUCGAGGUAUCACCUGCUUGAAGUACAGAAAAGAGUCCUGGAUGUCGUGGGACGAUGUUCUGGCGUCCUUCGGAGGCAUCUUCGGCCUCUGCGUCGGCGGCUCGUUCGUCAGCCUAGUCGAGUUCUUCUACUUCUUCGCCAACAAGAUCUUCCGCAACUCGAAGGAACAGCAUCAGCAAAAUUUCGUGAGCACUCCGCCGGCCCGCGAAAAAUUCAAAGUCGUCAGCAUCGACCGGCUGAGCGACUGGUCACGCAAGACUAAGCUGGAGGUCGAAAGCCUGCAGAAGAAAGAGUUGACCGCUUUGAAACAGAGCUACUCGUACAGCGUGCAAAGCGCCGGCGUGAGGCCAGACCUGCAGGAGGACUUCAUCAAGCACUUUCUCAAGCAGUACAAAUGAACAAGACGAGACAGGCGGCUGUUAUAGUAACAAAUAUUUAUACAUAAAUUUAUUAACGACGAUGUUGAAAUACAUGUCAAAUAAAGAGAGAACUCGAGACUUCCUUCGUUACGGAAAUCUUCUCGUGCUUAUAUAGAAUCUCCGUAAUUUACACACGCACUUCGCAACAGAGAGUAUUUUUUCGUCAUCUCAUCGUCUUCAUCGUUUUAACGAACGCAGUUUGUGAAUUUCUCGGUACGUGAUUAUAUAUUAUGUACAUAAGUAUGAAAUGCAAAUUAACGGACACAAUACAAUGGUAUUACAUAGUUAAAGGGUUGCACUAGUGCUCGCGGAAAAUAAAUAAAUUUUCUUAAGGGGAAAGGAGACGCUUUACUCGUUAUAAUUGAUCUCGUAACUUCGCGCGGGCUGUGUGACAGUUGAAUUGAAUCUUUCUAUUGCUUCGGUUGCGCGCAAUAAACGCUUAAGUUUUCCAGCAACUGUGUAUAAUAUACGUAAUUGAUAUCGUAGGCCUGUGUAUAAAAGACCGGCAGAGAUCAUUCGGCAGAUGGUUUUGAAAAGGGACACGCUGAACUUUCACAGAGUCGCUAUAAAUAGUUGUGUUAUAUCAUAAUAAAGCUAGACACCAGUGCUUUAUGCCUUGUAUAAAUAUAUUCGUAUGUAAUUUAUGUACGUCUAUAAUUAUGCUAUAAUAAUGCAGUUUCGAUCUGUUGGCGUUCGCGUGUCUCUUCUCGAUCGUAUAACGUUUUCAUCCAAACGUAUUUGCCUAUUUAAGCAAGUCUCCUAAGGUUUCUAGUGAACGUUUGGUUCUAUAAAUAUAUACUACAAAAUCUGCAUCGCUAUUAUAAUUGAUUCUGGCGUAUAAAAAUCUAUAGCAAAGAUGUGCACGCGUAAGUACCAUAUGUUUAAAUAUUUAUUUUUCUAUUAUGUUUGUUUAUUUUAUCGUUUAUUUAAUUUUCUGCUGCGACUGGUCAAAAUCACAUGCAUAAGAAAUUAUGCUGUAGUAUUCAUUAUCAUUGCGUUUUUAAUACGAUCAAGCUGAGGGCAGGUCAUUAACAGCUUACAACCUUCUAUUGCACAAAGUAAAAUGUAAAUCAGCUAACUUAUUAACAAAAACUCUGCUAAAAAUAUAAAAUUUUACGAAUAUAAAAGAUUUCAAGAUAAAAAUGCACAUUCAAUAUUUUCAUAAUUGACUCAUGAU
Nasonia vitripennis (jewel wasp) is the source of this 3065-nucleotide messenger RNA. Its product is annotated as sodium channel protein Nach. Gene Ontology annotation, cellular component: membrane. Gene Ontology annotation, molecular function: ligand-gated sodium channel activity. Lineage: Eukaryota; Metazoa; Arthropoda; Insecta; Hymenoptera; Pteromalidae. The record is from RefSeq and is a predicted model, not a curated record. Bases 116 to 1867 code for a protein of 583 amino acids. Gene Ontology annotation, biological process: sodium ion transmembrane transport. The transcript has 11 exons.